CCUACUCCUGAAACUCUCAUCAAGCGAAUAGUUAUCCCUUAACUCUCAUUUCUCCCCAUCUGCAUUAUUUUCCAAAUCCGGGUUUUGAAUCCGAAGUCGAAAUGUCUGGCCGUGGAAAGGGAGGCAAGGGCCUUGGAAAGGGAGGAGCGAAGCGUCACAGGAAGGUUUUGAGGGAUAACAUCCAGGGGAUCACGAAGCCGGCGAUCCGAAGAUUGGCCAGGAGAGGCGGAGUAAAAAGGAUCAGUGGGCUAAUCUACGAAGAAACCAGAGGUGUUCUGAAGAUCUUCUUGGAACAUGUCAUUCGUGACGCCGUGACUUACACUGAGCACGCCAGAAGAAAGACGGUGACUGCCAUGGAUGUUGUUUAUGCCCUCAAGAGGCAAGGCAGGACCUUGUAUGGAUUUGGUGGUUGAGUUUUCUUUUAAAUAUAUCAAAAUUAUGGUUUUAGUUUUCAUAUAAAUGUUACUGUACCGAGUUGAAUAUUCAAACAUCAAUGGAUAUUGAAUCGUCUUUUUCGGUUA
Molecule: messenger RNA, 521 nt
Organism: Humulus lupulus (European hop)
Lineage: Eukaryota; Viridiplantae; Streptophyta; Magnoliopsida; Rosales; Cannabaceae
Product: histone H4-like
Exons: 1
Coding region: 102-413 (103 amino acids)
Biological process (GO): nucleosome assembly
Cellular component (GO): nucleosome
Molecular function (GO): protein heterodimerization activity; DNA binding; structural constituent of chromatin
Source: RefSeq, a predicted model, not a curated record